UCCUGGCUUUGUCUCUUCGUUCUCACUCACUCACUCACUCCAAAAAAACAUUUCAAUUUCCUUUUCCUUUCUCAAAAAAAUUACAGCAGAAUCAAUUUUGCAUGUAGUAGAGGUACAACUCGCUGUACAAACUCUACCUGACUCGUCCGGGUCAAACCAAACAACACUAAAACAUGGCUAAUAAUAAUCAAACCGAACCAGUAGCCGAUGAUUUCCUGCAAGAAAUUCUCGGCCUCCCUAAUUUUGUUUCCGCUGAAGGCUUGGUCGGAGCCGACGCAGCCGGAUUAUCCGCUGCUCAAGCUCCGAUGAUGUUACAGCUUUGCUCCGGUGACGGCUCAAGCCACAUGCAUAGUGGUGGUCUUGGCGGUGGAGGAGGGACCGGGUUUCACGGGUUUCCAUUAGGGCUGAGCUUGGAACAGGGUAAAGGAGGAGGGUUCUUGAAGGCUGAGGAAGCUUCUGGAAGUGGGAAGAGGUUUCGGGACGACGUGUUGGUUGAUUCCACCACCAUAGCCAGACCUAAUAAUCCUAAUAUUAAAAAUGUUUUCCAUGGUCAACCAAUGACCUCAUCAGUAGCUGCAACCCCACAUCCACCAAUAAUGCGUCCCAGGGUGCGGGCUAGACGAGGACAGGCCACUGAUCCACACAGCAUUGCUGAGCGGUUGCGCCGAGAAAGAAUAGCAGAAAGAAUCAGGGCAUUGCAGGAUCUGGUUCCUAGUGUCAACAAGACAGAUAGAGCUGCCAUGCUUGAUGAAAUUGUAGACUAUGUGAAGUUUCUACGGCUCCAAGUGAAGGUUUUAAGCAUGAGCAGACUCGGAGGAGCUGGUGCGGUCGCACCACUUGUAACGGACAUUCCGCUAUCAUCAGUCGAGGAUGAAACUGGGGAAGGUGGGAGAAACCAGCCAGCGUGGGAGAAAUGGUCAAAUGAUGGCACAGAGCGACAGGUAGCGAAACUGAUGGAAGAAAACGUGGGUGCAGCAAUGCAGUUUCUUCAAUCAAAGGCUCUUUGUAUAAUGCCCAUCUCACUCGCCACAGCUAUUUACCAUACACAAGCACCGGAUAGCAUUAAACCAGAAACAAAUCCCCCAUCAUAAACUGUACAACGGGUAAGCAUGUCUCAAUCGCCACCACCAAAUGCUUAGGGUCCCACAAUUAUAAGUUGCCUGAUUUUGAAAUUGCAAUCGGAGUCAGAUGCCAUAGUUGUUGCUUUUUUGCAUUUCUUUUUCCGGCAGGCCCUUGGUGUCCUACCAAGUUCUAAGUGACGGAAACGAAUUGUCAAAGCUUUGUGGAAAUGCUCCUUAAAAAAAAAAUAGUUUUUGGCACAAGUGGUGGAAGCACUUUUGUAGUGGGGGCUGUAAUUUUGUUGGUAGUGGUUGUGGGACCUUGUAAAAGAGACAGACGGAGGGUAUAUAUGUAUUUUAGUAAUAUGUUAUUGUAAUUGUUCGUUUUGGUAAUGAAAUGGAAUGGCAUAGUUAGAUUAGAAUGGCUAAA
Mercurialis annua (annual mercury) is the source of this 1488-nucleotide messenger RNA. RefSeq names its product transcription factor UNE12-like. The coding region runs from base 174 to 1091 and encodes 305 amino acids. Gene Ontology annotation, molecular function: DNA-binding transcription factor activity, RNA polymerase II-specific; protein dimerization activity; RNA polymerase II cis-regulatory region sequence-specific DNA binding. NCBI's taxonomy places the organism in Eukaryota, Viridiplantae, Streptophyta, Magnoliopsida, Malpighiales, Euphorbiaceae. The record is from RefSeq and is a predicted model, not a curated record. Gene Ontology annotation, cellular component: nucleus. Gene Ontology annotation, biological process: regulation of transcription by RNA polymerase II. The transcript has 6 exons.